Messenger RNA from Populus trichocarpa (black cottonwood), 1655 nucleotides. Its product is annotated as protein phosphatase 2C 37. Gene Ontology annotation, cellular component: nucleus; cytosol. The coding region runs from base 145 to 1338 and encodes 397 amino acids. Gene Ontology annotation, molecular function: protein serine/threonine phosphatase activity; cation binding. The record is from RefSeq and is a predicted model, not a curated record. The transcript is spliced from 4 exons. Gene Ontology annotation, biological process: protein dephosphorylation. Lineage: Eukaryota; Viridiplantae; Streptophyta; Magnoliopsida; Malpighiales; Salicaceae.
AAGCUCCUUCUCCCAUUUCUUGAAAGAUCUCUCGUAUCUCUUUUCGUUUCUAUCUCUAUUACCCUAUUUGAGGCGUUGUAGCUCGAGGAUUGUCGAUUUGGUCUGGGUGGUUUCACUAUCUCUAUUUAUUAUUAAUUUGAAUUAAUGGUCGGGAUUUGCUGUGGAGUUGCUGGUGAAAGGGAAACAGCUGCACCAGUUGAGCCAAGUUCACGAGCUUCAAGGCGGACAAGAUUAGAACUCCGACCACUCAAGUUAGUUACCGACGUGGCAGUUCCACCGUCGUCGAUUCUGGAUAUUACCCCUGCCAAACGGCAGAAAAUGGAAUUGUUGCCGAUUCCUCUCUCACGUGAUUGUGGAAACGCAGUAGAAAAUUGCAAAACAAUCGAAGAAAAUAAAAACCAUAGUAUCUCGAAUCCAAGUAAAUCAGAAUCUGUGAAACUGGAAGAAGAAGCUUCAAAAUUCGGCAUGACUUCUGUUCGUGGUAGAAGAAGAGACAUGGAAGACGCCGUCUCGAUACACACGUCGUUUACAACUAAAAACACUUCGUUUUUUGGUGUUUUCGACGGUCAUGGCUGCUCACACGUGGCGAUGAGGUGUAGAGAUCGGUUACAUGAAAUAGUGAAAGAAGAAGUUGAAGGUUUUAAAGAAGAAAAAAGUGUAGAGUGGAAGGAAACUAUGAAGAGAAGUUUUAUAAAGAUGGAUAAAGAAGUGGAGAAUUGCUGUGUUGAAGGAGAUAAUAGUUCUAAUUGUAGGUGUGAGUUACAGACUCCGCAGUGCGACGCCGUUGGAUCUACUGCUGUGGUAGCUGUGGUGACGCCUGAAAAGAUUAUUGUCUCGAAUUGUGGCGAUUCUCGUGCAGUUCUUUGUCGAAACGGUGACGCUAUUCCUCUCUCAUCGGAUCACAAGCCUGAUCGACCAGAUGAAUUGCUUCGGAUACAAGAAGCUGGUGGCCGUGUAAUUUAUUGGGAUGGGCCAAGAGUUCUUGGUGUUUUGGCCAUGUCUAGAGCCAUAGGUGAUAAUUACUUGAAGCCCUAUGUGAUACCGGAACCAGAUGUGACUUUGACGGAGCGGACGGCGGAGGAUGAGUUUUUGAUACUGGCAAGUGAUGGACUGUGGGAUGUGGUGCCAAAUGAUACUGCUUGCGGGGUAGUGCGAACGUGCCUCCGUGCCCGAAAGCCACCGUCACCACCCGGGUCUCCUGGCAGCGAUGCCGCCAUUGAGAGUUCUGAUAAGUCCUGCUCAGAUGCAUCAGUUCUGUUGACCAAGUUGGCCUUGGCCAGGCACAGCACGGACAAUGUUAGUGUUGUUGUUGUUGAUUUGAGAAGAAAUCAUCAUUAACAGUCAAGUAGCAGAUAAGAAAAAUAUAAUUUAGACCAAUCAAAGAAAAAACGGGAAAAAAAAAUAUUGUAAGCAGUUUCAUUUGUUUUUUAAUUGUAUUUUGUAGGGUUUCAUUUUUAAGAAGGAUAAGGAAAUUUUACAUCUGGGAUUUUCUCUGGAGGUUUGAUGAAUGCUUGCUAGGCUGCAAAUCUUUGCAGGAAUAUGGUAAUAUAGCUGAGGCGAGGAAUAUGGUUCCAAGUUUGUGUAUAGAAAUCAAGAGGGACUUUUUAUUCCUCAAUAUGAAUCAGUAUAUCAGUUUUCUUCUCUCGUUAGACAAA